AAGCAGCCUUGUGAGAAAUCUAAUUUUCUCUACCUGACAGAAAGAGAAAAAUUGCACAAACACCCUCAACCUGAACCCUCGUAAAUCACACUCCAGUGAAAAUGGUCAAACAUUUACCCUGCUCUGUUACCAAGCCUCGUUACCAGAGACGGUCACGCCUAACUUUCCCAUAUCUCUCCAAGUUACAUUAUUACUCAUAUCAGGGCUGCUGAAAGGCAGGGGCAGGGAGCUCUCCACCUCUCUCUCCGGCUUGUCCACAAACCCUUCUUGUUUCUGUUGUUUCACAGUUCCCGGGAUCUUUUGAGAGAUGUUCAACAAGCAGCAGUACGAGAGUCCGCCUGUCUACAGUCCUCCCUUCACCUCUCCAUCCAACAACGGCUUUGGCCCCGCAGCCAGCUUCCAUGGCCCUCAGAGCGACUACAACGGGUACCCACCUCCACCGGGAUCGUACUACGUGGAGGACAAGCCGCAGCACUUCUACAAAUGGCUGUCGCCUCCCGGCAUCAUCAAGGCCAUGAUGGCUACGGUGAUUGUGCUGUGUGUGGCGAUAUUUGCCUGCGUGGCUUCCACUCUCAUGUGGGACAUGCAGUAUGGUUAUGGUGCUGGAAUGGGCUACGGUGGAGGCGGAGGAUACGGUGGCGGCGGCUAUGGAGGCAGCUACGGCGGUGGAGGCUAUGGCGGCGGCAGCUACGGUUCAGGAUAUGGAGGAUAUGGAGGUUACGGAAACGGCAACUACCAAGGUUCCUACAUCUCGCCCUCCUCGGCCAAAGCCGCCAUGAUCGCCUUGGCAGCCAUUAACUUCAUCGGAGCGCUGGGGUUCUUCAUUGCCAGCUUUUCUAAAUCCAACAUGGUCCACACCAGGAAGUUCUUCCUGGCCCUCAUGAUAACCAGCAUCAUCCUGGCUGCUCUGCAGGGCAUCAUAAACAUUGUCUACAUCGUCGGAGUGAACCCCAUGGCCCAGGGCUCCUCCAGUAUGAUGUACAACCCAAUGCUCAUGAUGUGCCAGAACCUGUACCAGAGCGGCUACUCACAGAUGGGAGGAGUCGGAGGUUUCCCCAUAUACAACCAGUACCUCUACCACUACUGCUUCGUGGACCCACAGGAGGGAGUUGCCAUGGUGUGUGGAUUCCUGGUCGUGAUCGCUCUGGGUGUUGCAGCUUUCUUUGCGCACAAAACCAGGGGGAAGAUCUGGCGCUACGGGAAACCAAACAUCUACUGGAGGGAGCCUCUGGUCGGGGGGAAGGCCUCGGAGGGCAGAGAUGUGGAGGACUGGGUGAACAAUGUGGAGGAAAGCCGCAGUGUGCAGGACGCCCCGACCCUGCUGGUGUCAGAGAAGGGAGGCGGGCUCCUCAACGCCUCGGUGAACAGUAUCAUCUCCUACCCCCCGGCCAAGGUGGACAGCAGCUCCUACAACGGGGAAACAUACACCAACAACGAGUACUCGGACAGGACCACAAGCCGCCCCUCGGAGGUCUUCUCCCACGGGGGAGGGACCAGCUCCAGCCCUUCAGAGGAGAUGAGCAGUGUCCGCAAACCCUCCGCCAACCGGGGCAAGAGACGCAGACGGAACCCAGAGCUGGAUGAGUCUCAGUACGAAACCGAGUACACCACGGGAGGAGAGACGGGCAAUGAGCUUGAUGAAGAAGAGUGGGAGAGCUUGUACCCGGUGAUAACAUCUGAUGUGCAGCGUCACGACUACAAGAGGGAGUUCGAUUCCGACCUCAAGGACUACAAGCGCCUCUGUGCCGAGAUGGACGACAUCAACGAUCAGAUGAACAAACUCAGCCGGCAGUUGGACACACUGGACGACACCUCGGGCAAAUACCAGGUUGCAGCCGAGGAAUAUAAUCAGCUCAAGGAUCUGAAGCAGACACCAGACUACCGGUCUAGGAAGAAGCAGUGUCGCAGGCUGAGAUACAAACUGUUCCACAUCAAGCGCAUGGUGAAGAACUACGACAAGACCCACCCGUGAAUCCACUGAGUCCUGUCUCCGCUCUGUGGUCCACACAGACACACACACUCACAGACACAUGGGCCAAGAUACACUCCAAAACACUGCAAAGACCCUUGGACACACGCUGAGACCAAAGUUACCUUCACAGCACACACCGGAUACAGAGGGACCCAUUUUAACACACUCGCACUCACACAGGGAACAUAAUAAUAAUGGUCUACAUUCUGUCUGAUCAGAAAUGAAUCAGUCACUACUUUGUGGGAAGCAAAUGGAAACAGAGCCGUCAGUUGAAGCCAAUUCUGCAGGAAACACUGCCAAUUUUUUUAAAAGGUCCUGCUCGUGGUUUGCAGAGUGCACUCACAUGAGAGGUUGUGACUGCCAAUUUUUUUAAAAGGUCCUGCUCGUGGUUUGCAGAGUGCACUCACAUGAGAGGUUGUUUGAAAGUCACCUCACCUUCAGUCACCUGUGAUAACACCAGGGGUUGGGUUUCUGUGGCUCUGUUUGCUCUCCAGAUUGCAAAACGUUUCUUUUUUUAAUCUCCACAGAUAAGAGGUGGUACAGUAUUGUAGGGGAACAUAUGAGGCAGGUCACGAGGAUCCAUUGCAAGUAAAUACUCUGUUUCUUCUAACCCGUGGCUAGACGUUUUCUUUACUGCAAAUUAACUGUAGUUGUGCUUUCUUCAUCUUUUGCGUCCGUGUUUUGUGACUAACUCCAGUGUCAGUGCAUCUUACUGCUCUCUGCCGGGACCAAGAGAAUUUCAUCUCAACUAAGAUAUAUUUAUACCGAUUGUCAUAAAAGCGAGUGAGACCAAAAUCAAAGGGGACAAACUGGCCAAUGAGAUAUGAGUGACGUUGUGUUGUAUAUAUGGUUAAUGAAUCUUGUUCACUCUACGUACCAAGAACAAAUUUAGUGUAACCGUCUGUUAGGUUCAGCAGAUUUCUUAGCAUUCGUGAUGUUAUCUGUACAUACUUACGAUCCAUAGAGGCUUGUUUUUGUUUCUUUUGAUCAGCUGUCAUUCAAAUAAGCUAAAUCUAUGCAAAAUUCUAAAAAACACUAUACUUUCUUAAUAUUGUUUAUCAUGUCUGUUCCUCAACAAACGUCUCUCCCUGUUGCCGACUUUCUGUAAGCUGAGCACAUCUUUUCAUUUGAUUCUUUUCCAGUAAAAAAUCAUCAUCAAUGUCUUCAGUAAUUGUUUUAUAUUAAUCCACUUCCUCUGCAAAGUGUUGCUAUCUGCUGUACCCUUAUGAAAUCGUAAAGACACACUUUUGAUUUGUCUCUCAUCUUUAUUUUUUAUGAAAAACAUUGUCGUCCUUUUACAAACCAUUUUGCGAGCCAUUUAUUUUUGUAUGAAUUUAUUUUCUUUGAUGCUAUUAUAAAAGACCAUUUUUUGUAACGGUAUGCUUCCACAUGGAAUUAUGUCUAAAAAGUAUUGAAUACAGUAAAUAAUAAACAUUUCUAAUUCUCUAAAUAUG
This is a messenger RNA of Platichthys flesus (European flounder), 3426 nucleotides long. Its product is annotated as occludin. The coding region runs from base 308 to 1972 and encodes 554 amino acids. Gene Ontology annotation, molecular function: cis-regulatory region sequence-specific DNA binding. The transcript is spliced from 8 exons. The record is from RefSeq and is a predicted model, not a curated record. Gene Ontology annotation, biological process: positive regulation of transcription elongation by RNA polymerase II; snRNA transcription by RNA polymerase II; bicellular tight junction assembly. Lineage: Eukaryota; Metazoa; Chordata; Actinopteri; Pleuronectiformes; Pleuronectidae. Gene Ontology annotation, cellular component: membrane; bicellular tight junction; transcription elongation factor complex.